This is a messenger RNA of Aspergillus ibericus CBS 121593, 1175 nucleotides long. Its product is annotated as GNAT family N-acetyltransferase. NCBI's taxonomy places the organism in Eukaryota, Fungi, Ascomycota, Eurotiomycetes, Eurotiales, Aspergillaceae. Bases 162 to 1175 code for a protein of 337 amino acids. The record is from RefSeq and is a predicted model, not a curated record. The transcript has 5 exons. Gene Ontology annotation, molecular function: acyltransferase activity, transferring groups other than amino-acyl groups.
CGUCCUUUCAGGCUUUUCCUUUUCAAAUACGUAACUCUCGGAACCCCCUUCGGAAUGUUCCAUCCACGUGAUAUACGUCAUGAAUUUUCACAUCAACCGUGACUAUUUAAUCUGCAGCUGCAUCUACAUCCACAUCCACCAAUCACUAACCCAUCAUCACCAUGCCCCUCCGUCUCCCCAACCCCCUCACCCUACAAACACAAACCCCAACCCGCCUCCUCAGCACCAAACCAACCCUCACCCCCACCCCCAAAAAUGAACAAUUCAAUCUCCUCCCCGCCACACCCCGCGACAGCCCCUCUAUAACCGACGUCUUCCUCCACUCCUUCUCCGACCCCUUCAGCCGGCGCAUGUUCCCCCUCACCAACGACGUCCGCAACUGGUGGGUGGACCACUUCCGCACCGAGAUCCAAUCCACCACCUCUGCCUGUGCCUCGACCCCCCGCACUGCAUUCCUGAAAGUCACGACCGCAGACGGUGUAGUGGCCGCCUUCGCCAAGUGGAAGUUACCUACCCCCAAGACCCCAGAGGAGAGUAUUGGUAAAGUUGGUCAAGGAGCGACGGUGUGGCCGCCCAGCGCGGACGCGGACCUCUGUACGCGGUUUUUUGCCCUCAUGGAGAGUGAGAAGGGGCGGGUGAUGGGGGGGAGGGAGUUUUUUUAUCUCGAUAUGCUCGGCACCUUACCUGAAUACAACGGCCAGGGCAUCGGAUCCCGGCUGCUACGCUGGGGGUUGGAGCGGGCGGAUGCAGCGGGGGUGGAGACGUUUCUGUCGUCGACGCCGCAGGGUCGCGGGCUGUAUGAGCGGUAUGGGUUUCGGGUGGAUGAGCCAAGUGUAAUAUCAGCCGUGUACUACGGAGAAGACGAAUCCUACUGUCACGGAUUUGGGUGCAGUUGGUUCGAAGAUGAUGCCAUGAUCAAAGCUCCCUAUGAACAUAACACAGCGCCAAGGACUAGCAUGCGGGAUCACAGAUCGCAGUCCAGAUACCCCAGCCGACGUCACUUCCGAAACCGAAACGUCCGGUGCGUAGAUGGGGAGAAGGGUUGCAAGACCGGUGUUGAACACUGUGCUCGCGAAGGAAAGCCACAGUGCUCCCCCGAAGUUCUGGCAGAAAUAGAGAAAGGCCAUGCUGGUGGAGAUUUUGGAGGGAGGCAGAUUGUUUUGCGACGGCUAUGA